ACCAAAACUAUUUGUAAUUUUCUAAAUCAAUAUUUAUGCCUGUUAAUAAGUAAGUUCCAAGAUAUUAUGCAGAAUGUAUUUUGUAAAUCUCUUAGUUUAUGUUUUAUUUGUCCCACAUUAUACACUAAGCGACUCCAGUGUUGAUGUAAGCAAUUCUAAGCUCAAUGAAGAGUUAUAUGUUAAAUUAUUUAAAAGGCAAAGGGUAGAACAAUUGGAGGCUGUAAAAUCUAUUAGAAAAUUAUCAAACUAUGACCAGCAAUACAACAUGAUUCUACUGAUGGCUGACAAAAUCUUCACAGUCAUUUUGAAGAGUCGAGCUGAGAUUGAGUCCUCUGGAUAUAUACCAGGAAUCUCAGAUUUUCCAAAUGAUGAUAACACCAAAGAUGCACUCUCAAACAUUCUGGAAAACACUGCUCUGUUCUCUGAAAUCCUAUUGAGACUUCCAGACAUAUCCAUAUCAAUAUUGAAGACUAACAAUAAUUGGGAUAUGCUUUUGCAAUGGAGCAUAGCAUUUGCACAUCAGGUUCAAUAUCUAUUAGAUGAAAGUACAAUCAAAUUAUUGCACUUGGUCAGUCAAGAAUUAAAUCACACAGAGAAGGAUCCAAAUUAUGUGAAUACCUAUCGGAAAGUGGAUAAAAUCAAUAGUGAAAAUAUGAUAAAUAAUGCAGAGGUGAAGAAGAAGAGAAGAAAGAAGGUCAUGAAAAGAGGACCAAGACUGCACAAUGAAUUAUAACGUUAAUUUAAGUAUUAAUA
This is a messenger RNA of Nicrophorus vespilloides, 753 nucleotides long. RefSeq names its product coiled-coil domain-containing protein 134-like. Bases 74 to 733 code for a protein of 219 amino acids. NCBI's taxonomy places the organism in Eukaryota, Metazoa, Arthropoda, Insecta, Coleoptera, Silphidae. The record is from RefSeq and is a predicted model, not a curated record. The transcript has 2 exons.